GCUGGAGCUGCUCUGCUCUUGCUCAGGCUGGUCCUGAAAGGAGCUCAAGCACAAGUUGCGCAGGUCCUACUUGUACCUACUUGGGAAGAGAGUCCAGUCACCAGUACCUAGUCUUGAUAGAAAGCAGUGCUCAGCAAGAUCAGCCACUUACAUUUGCAGCUUGCACUUAAGGCGCUGCUGAUUUGAAGACCUUAGCUGGCCGCACGGCUCCAUUAGUUGAGGCAGAUUGGGACGGCGGCCUCACCGCUGCAAGGCAGCUGCAUAAAGUUGCGACGCAAUGAAGAUCAGCUACUUUGGGCCUGGCUUUUCUACUUGAGUCUCCAUUGCAAGCUCCAAAUUAGCUGGGCUGCUACAGGCUGAAGGAGCUCCUUUAUAAGGCAGCUUGAGAGGCUAGAACUCUGACCCAUAUGAAAGGGUUUCCUCUUCGCCCCUCUUCAGCAGCACGUAUGCAAUUCACGUCUCAGCUCUUCUAAGUUGAUGAUUCUGCUUCCGCAAUGAUAGUGUGUGUAGGAGUUGUGGGCCAAGCGAACAACCCCCUUUUCAUUCAGAGCUACACGGAGGGAGACGACGCGCUGAAGUUUCACCAUGUAGUGCACUGUGCCCUUGAUGUCAUCGAAGAAAAAGCCACCCCAAAGAAAGGCGGGACGGGCUACAACGAGACUUACCUGGGUCUGCUGUAUCCUACAGAGGACUACAAAGUGUACGGGUAUGUAAGCAACACCCGUGUGAAGUUUAUCAUGGUGUCUGACGAUUUGGACGCCAAAGAAGCGGAUGUAAGAGGGUUUUUCAAGCGCUUCCAUGCAGCGUAUGUGGAUGCCGCCCUCAACCCCUUCCAUGUUCCCGGCAAGAGGCUAGCGUCGCCGACGUUUGCUGCACGGGUGAAUGGCAUCGUCAAUGGUUUUGGCAAGAGCACAGCUUGAGCAUCUUUUGUUACAAUGACAAAUGCAAGAUUACAAAGCCUGGCCGCACUGUCAUCAAAAUGGGCAUGAUUAAGUGCAUGAUGUGCAACUGCGUCAAGCACAUCGGUUCUACGCCUAUUUUAACCUUCGAGUCGAGUGCGUUCCAAAGAUCAGUCGUAAUCUGCUCAGAUUGGUCCAUGUUUUCGACCACAAACCAAUGCUUCCCCACGCCACUUAUAUAAGGUUGCGCCGUUGUGGUAAGUGGAGGGUGAGUGGGGUCGAUUGUUGACCGCGUGUCCAGACCGUAAAUGGAAGACUUGAUUGGUAGACUCUCUGUCUUGCCAGAGCACCAAGCUUGUCACUCCCCUGCUCGAUCGGGUUCGAAAGGGUGAGUCGGUGCCAAUCUCGUGACUCGUCAUUGAAGUCAUGCAGCUUUUCAGCUAGUUGAUUUCUCAUAUGCGCC
Molecule: messenger RNA, 1362 nt
Organism: Klebsormidium nitens
Lineage: Eukaryota; Viridiplantae; Streptophyta; Klebsormidiophyceae; Klebsormidiales; Klebsormidiaceae
Source: the annotation of a GenBank genome assembly